AUGUGGAUCAUAAAUUGGUUUUACGAUGUCCUCGCCUCCCUCGGCCUCCUCAACAAGCAUGCCAAACUCCUCUUCCUCGGCCUUGACAAUGCCGGAAAGACGACCCUCCUCCACAUGCUCAAGAACGACCGUGUGGCAGUCCUCCAGCCCACUCUUCACCCCACCUCAGAAGAGCUCUCCAUAGGAAACGUCAAGUUCACCACCUUCGAUCUCGGAGGUCACGCACAGGCCAGGCGUCUCUGGCGCGACUACUUCCCUGAAGUCAGCGGCAUCGUCUUCCUUGUCGAUGCAAAGGACCACGAGCGGUUGGCUGAGUCCAAGGCAGAGCUCGAUGCUCUCCUCGCCAUGGAGGAGCUUGCCAGCACCCCCUUCGUCGUCUUGGGCAACAAGAUCGACCACCCUGAAGCCAUCUCCGAGGACCAGCUCCGCGCUGCCCUCGGCCUUUACCAGACCACCGGCAAGGGCAAGGUCCCGCUCGAGGGUAUCCGACCAAUCGAGGUCUUCAUGUGCAGUGUGGUUAUGCGACAGGGUUACGGCGAGGGUAUCCGCUGGUUGUCGCAAUACGUCUAA
This is a messenger RNA of Aaosphaeria arxii CBS 175.79, 570 nucleotides long. RefSeq names its product small COPII coat GTPase sar1. Lineage: Eukaryota; Fungi; Ascomycota; Dothideomycetes; Pleosporales. Gene Ontology annotation, molecular function: GTPase activity; GTP binding. Gene Ontology annotation, biological process: endoplasmic reticulum to Golgi vesicle-mediated transport; vesicle organization; intracellular protein transport. Bases 1 to 570 code for a protein of 189 amino acids. The transcript has 4 exons. The record is from RefSeq and is a predicted model, not a curated record. Gene Ontology annotation, cellular component: endoplasmic reticulum exit site; COPII vesicle coat.